UCCGCUUAUCUACUUCCGGCCAGCACAGGGGUUUUGUGUAUGUGAGCUGCAGCCGGAUGCGAUGGUGCAUCUUUUCUUUAAUCGCACACAUCCUCGAUGACGUGGACGCACUUGUGUUUAAAAACAUGGCAGCGUCCGGAAGCCAAGCUGAUGUCCAAAUUCAUCUAAAAGAAGAUGGAGACGUGGAGGAGCUGCGAGCUUCCAGAUCAGACAGUGGCAGUGGUGAGGAUUCUCUUGAUGGACUUUUGAGACACUCGUGCCCUUUGACCCCGUCGCUGUCUCCACGAAAGAGAACCACGAGUCAGAGUAAAACAGAGCCGCCUCUACUGAGGACCAAUAAACGGACGAUCUACACAGCAGGACGCCCGCCAUGGUACAAUGUCACAGGGAUCACCUUUAAAGAGGCUUUUGUUAUAGGCUUGUGUGGUGGCAGUGCUUCAGGGAAAACCACAGUGGCCAAUAAGAUCAUCGAGGCCCUGGAUGUCCCUUGGGUCGUCCUGCUGUCCAUGGACUCCUUCUACAAGGUGUUGAGCAAAGAGGAACAGGAGCUCGCAGCCAGGAAUGAAUACAACUUUGAUCAUCCGGAUGCUUUCGACUUUGAGUUGCUUGUAUCAGUCCUGAGAAAACUGAAGAAGGGCAAAAGCAUCAAAGUGCCUGUCUAUGAUUUCACCACACAUUCCCGUCGCAAAGAGUGGAAAAUUGUUUACGGGGCCAAUGUUGUAAUAUUUGAGGGAAUCUUGGCUUUUGCAAAUAAGGAUCUUUUGAAGUUGUUAGACAUGAAAGUGUUUGUGGACACCGACUCGGACAUUCGGCUGGUCAGACGACUGAAGCGGGACAUUACAGAACGUGGCCGUGACAUCAACGGUGUCAUCAAGCAGUACAACAAGUUUGUGAAACCUGCGUUUGAGCAGUACAUCGAACCCACAGUCCAGGUGGCAGAUAUUGUGGUUCCGAGAGGUGGAGAAAACUUCGUAGCCCUGGAGCUGAUCGUGCAGCAUGUCCACAGCCAGCUGGAGAAGCGUGAAAUCACAGUGAGAUCUGCCUUGGCUUCAGCACAUCAGGGUCAGCCGUUACCCAGCACCUUGAGCGUGUUGGAAAGCACACCACAGGUUCGGGGAAUGCACACCAUCAUCAGGAAUAAGGAGACGAACCGCGACGAGUUUAUUUUCUACUCUAAGAGGCUGAUGAGGCUCCUGAUUGAGCACGCUCUCUCCUUCUUACCGCUGAAGUCAGUGUCUGUUGAAACACCACAAGGGACCAUCUAUGAGGGGAAACGUCUCGGCGGGAAAAGGAUCACUGGAGUGUCCAUUCUCCGUGCAGGCGAGACUAUGGAGCAGGCCCUGAUGGCGGUGUGUAAAGACAUUCGACUAGGAAAAAUCCUCAUCCAGACGAACCAUGACACCGGGGAGCCCGAGCUCCACUACCUGCGCUUGCCGAAGGACAUCAGUGAGGACUAUGUGAUUCUCAUGGACAGCACCGUGUCCACAGGGGCAGCUGCUCUCAUGGCCAUUCGAGUUUUACUUGACCAUGAUGUUGAGGAGGAUAAAAUCUUUCUUCUGUCUCUGCUGAUGGCCGAGAUGGGGGUUCACUCCGUCGCUUACGCCUUUCCCAAAGUACGCAUCAUCACCACAGCUGUGGACAAGAAGGUCAACGACAAGUUCCACAUCAUCCCAGGCAUCGGAAACUUUGGGGACCGUUAUUUUGGAACAGACGCACCAUCAGACUGUUAUGAAAGUGAAGAAGGGAUGGAACUCUGAGUCUUCGGUUUUUUUUGUUUGUUUUUCAUUUUCUUUUUGAAAGGAGAACUCUCCUUCAUUUUUUUUUUCUUGAGCAAUUUUACGUUUUUAAUAUAUUCAGAGUUUGAACAAGUUUUUGAGCACUGACUUAAUUGUGUUUUUAGGGAAUAUAUAUGUUUUUUUUGUUGUUUUUUGUGUGUUUGUUUUGUCAUUGUUGCUUGAAUUUUAAAAGAAAAUAUAUUGUAAAAUGCGAUUUAAAAUUGUAUUUUUUUAAUUUAAUUUAAUUUUUUUUACCCAAAAACAUUCUAGGUCUUAGGAGCUUUGGUAAAAAAGUAAAAUAUGUUCAAGCAAAAAUUCUUGGAUUAUUAUUUAAAAGUACGAUAAAAUUAACAUAUUUAAUAUUCGUUUGCCGUCAAAUCCGAACGGCCGCACUGUGAAAAAUAUUGUUUAUAAAACUUUGGAUUGGUUGUCAGAGUAAGAUGCAGAUUUAUUCUGUUUGUUGGGUAGAAAAAGUUUACACACCCCUGUUUAAAAGAAAUUGAGGUGUAUCUUAUGAGCUGUUUUUUCCACCUUUAGUCCUAUUAUAGCAACAAAGAACAGAAAUUUUAAAGGAAAAACAAACAAAACUUUAAAAUAAAAUGGUUGCAUAAGUAUGUACACCCGUAGUUUUACUGUAAUACAGAGUAAGCAUUUAUUUAAUCAGAUUGCCAGUGGAUUUUCCGUCACACUCGUCUUCACAUCAUUUCACAGGUUUUCAAUAGGAUUAAGAUCUGGGUUUUGAAUCAAAUUGUGUAUUGAUUACUUUUUUUCAUGAGAAGUGUUAGUUUUGUUCUGAGGACAGGCACAUGCCCUGUUACAAAAGGGUGUGUAAACUUAUCCAAACAGGUUAUCAGUUGUUGUUUUUUUUUUAUCUUUUCUGUUCAGUGUGUGUAACAUGGGUGUGUAAAUGUUUUGUACCCUUUGUAUGUUUAAUCUCAUUUUUAGACACUGAUUUAAAAAGCUUUGUGUAAAAUCAUUUUAAUUACAAAUUAGCGCUUCUGAGUGUAAAUGUAUGAACUUGAUUUGUAUCCAGAAAUAAGUGAGACAAACAAUUCAUCACAAAUGUCAUAAAUAAAUGAUUUAUGCAAAGUGA
Tachysurus fulvidraco (yellow catfish) is the source of this 2868-nucleotide messenger RNA. RefSeq names its product uridine-cytidine kinase-like 1. The record is from RefSeq and is a predicted model, not a curated record. The transcript is spliced from 15 exons. Gene Ontology annotation, cellular component: cytoplasm. NCBI's taxonomy places the organism in Eukaryota, Metazoa, Chordata, Actinopteri, Siluriformes, Bagridae. Gene Ontology annotation, molecular function: ATP binding; kinase activity. The coding region runs from base 57 to 1757 and encodes 566 amino acids.